Molecule: messenger RNA, 621 nt
Organism: Acanthoscelides obtectus
Lineage: Eukaryota; Metazoa; Arthropoda; Insecta; Coleoptera; Chrysomelidae
Source: the annotation of a GenBank genome assembly
GCUAUUUACUUAACACACGACGUUUUUUACAUGUCAAAAAAUAUAAAAUAUGUAUCUUCUAAACCAUCAUUGCGUACAUAUUUCCCGACUUCCCACUAACGAGGAAUAUUCAACCACAUUCCACAAUGAAAGCAGCAAUCAUCGGUUUGUUCGUACUAGUAGCCAUAGCUCUUACCUUUGAUGAGUCGGAAGCCAUCUCGUGUACCCAAAGUAUGUGCAAAUUAUUUAAAUGUGCUCAGCCAAAAUGUAUCCCCAAACAAGUACUUGUCAAGAAAGGAGGCUUCUGUGGGUGUUGUGAUCUUUGCGUCACUAUUUUGAAGGAAGGAGACAAUUGCCUAGCGCAGAUAUUUUCUGGAGGAACUCCAGCGACAGAAAGAUGUGGAGAUGGACUUCAGUGUAUCAACGGAGUCUGUAAGAGUUUAUAGGCGCUCAACUGAAAAAUCUCAAGGGAGCAUUGAACAAAAAAUAAAUGUACAAAUUGUUGUAGUCAUUUGUUUUCUUUUCACCCUCUUUUUUGGAGAUAAGAUGUCUGUAAAUUAAGUGCACUGGAAUGAUUUGCUUCAGACUUGGGCACAGGGCAACGGGAACUGUUGCUAAACAGGCAUACGGUGAUGGUGUUUU